This is a messenger RNA of Necator americanus (New World hookworm), 384 nucleotides long. RefSeq lists its product as uncharacterized. Lineage: Eukaryota; Metazoa; Nematoda; Chromadorea; Rhabditida; Ancylostomatidae. The transcript has a single exon. The record is from RefSeq and is a predicted model, not a curated record. The coding region runs from base 1 to 384 and encodes 127 amino acids.
AUGGCAAAAGAUUCCCAUACAUUGCAAAAAGGUGCUGUCGUCCAGCACAUCGCCAAAGCCCAUAACCUGAAAGGUCAACUGCCUGAAGGGAGCAUGGAAUCUUUGGCAACAACCAUUCGUUUCGUCACGCUGAACUGCCGAACACUAUCGAGUGAACUCCAACAAGCCGCUCUAUUCAGACUUCUGCGAUAUCUCUAUGUGCCUUUUGCUGCACUGCAGGAAACACGCAUGAGAGAUCGGCCCGUCAUCAGCAUCGAAGAUUACACCAUAUACUGCGAUGCUGAUGAGAACACAGUAGGUGGCUGCGCGAUAGCUGUGAGGAACGAUUACAGCAACCUGGUGGAGGAAUUUGGCUCAAUGUCGUCUAGAUGCGCCUUGAUAUGA